Podospora pseudopauciseta is the source of this 5309-nucleotide messenger RNA. It is a transcript of the gene PAN3, whose product is annotated as PAB-dependent poly(A)-specific ribonuclease subunit 3. NCBI's taxonomy places the organism in Eukaryota, Fungi, Ascomycota, Sordariomycetes, Sordariales, Podosporaceae. Gene Ontology annotation, molecular function: protein kinase activity; ATP binding; poly(A) binding. The transcript has 9 exons. Bases 2793 to 4736 code for a protein of 647 amino acids. Gene Ontology annotation, cellular component: P-body; PAN complex. The record is from RefSeq and is a predicted model, not a curated record. Gene Ontology annotation, biological process: nuclear-transcribed mRNA poly(A) tail shortening; protein phosphorylation; mRNA processing.
UGAAGAGUACUUUUAUUCUCCUAUUCUCGCUGAAUACUACCUGCCGCUGGUCGUCUACUCUUCUUCCUCUUCGUCUAUUAAAUCUUCAACCACAAGACUUCCGCCCCGGCCCAUCUUUUGCCCAAUCGUGAUUGUCUUACUGGGGUGGAAGGUCUCCCGUGGUAGCACCGAUGCAACUUGGAAGCCAUACUUGUGCUCGUACCCCUCUGGCUCAGUCGCCUUCUCAUUCAGAGGUCCUUCUUGUAGAAGGCCAUAACACUCCACAAACGCAUAAAGUUCCUCCAAUGUGGUGUCGCUGGCAAAUCUGCGGAUGACCCGCCCGCCACCAGCGGAAGCCGGCAUGUUGAGAGCCAACCUGACGGCAUCCUUCGUGUCCGGCUCCGGCGCAACGGUCGUGGCCCGCCAAAUUCUCCACUGCCUCCGUAGCUCCUCCUGUCGGGCUGCCCUUUCGGCUUCUUCCAGAGCACGCUUCUCAGCCGCUGCCGCUGCCGCCUCAGCCUCGCGCUUUUGUCGGGCUCGCUCGCGGUCACGGGCUAGCGACCUCUCGUAUGCAGAGUCCUGCUCAUUCCUCAGAUUCCGGGCAUGUUCCUGGGCCGCCCUCUCAGCCCGCACGCCGUUAAGAUCGGGAGAGUACUUCGUAAUCGCAUCCUGGAGCCCAGAAAGGUAAGCGGCUGGCGUCAUGGGUCCAACCAGACGCUUGACAAUCCCCAUCCUUGUGCUGCCCUCCUUGGGGGUGAGGCAUACCAAGCACGAAAAGGGGUACUUGAGACAGGAAUACUCGUUGGCCACCUGAUGGGCUUCGGGGUCGGCCACGUUUCCUCCCCAAAGGAUGAUGUUGUUGGAGGGAUCCGAGAUGUAGCUGACAACAUCGGGGCUGAGGAGUGUGUUUCGAAUAAAGGAGUCGGUGUCGUCAUGCUCGGGCGAUAUCAACACCAUCAGGAAAAACUUGAGGUCCCUCUUUGCCGUGUCCAGAGCUUGGGCAUGGCCUCCCUCGAAGAACACGAGGCCGUGAGUGCCGUAUGCCUCCUCAAACUCGCGCCGAAACCUCCUGGCUGCCUCCUGUGGCAGUGUCGCAGUCCGUCCAUGAGCCUGGCCCAGGCCCCUGAUGGUCGUACCCAGGUAUCGUGGCCGGAACGAGGCAGGUAGGAAUGCGAAGAAGAACGAGAUGAUCCGGCCAAAAACACCCAAUACACCUCUCGUCAAGCUCCAUGUGGUUGAAAAUGGCGCCAAAAGAAUCGACAGUAGUCCUCGGGGCCGGAUGCUAACCGGCUGCUGCGGCACCACUCGUGGGGCAGCUUCUGUUCUUGGGGACCUCGUUCGUCUCGGCCUAUCAUCGUCGGCAUCCAGGAAGCUCUCGUGUAAGUUCUCAUAUCUUGCCGCGGCUGGCCGAGGAUUAUCCUGUGCAGCCUGGGCCUCAGCAACCAGGUCGGGCCCGUCACCGUCAAAGAAUUUGGCGAUAGCUAUCUGGAGGGCGUGUCAGCACUCUUUCCAAACGUUUGCUCUCAUGCGAAGUGCCUGACUGGGUGGAGGAAAAGAUACGCACUUGGACAUUCCACUGUGACCUCUCCAACAAGGGCACCGCAUCCUUGAUUUCUUGGCCUGUGACAUCGGUGUAUUGCUGAAGAGCCUCCUGCUGCUGGGAGGAGAGCUGGCCCAGAUCAAAUUCAACGCCGUCCGCCAUGUUGAGGGUGGCGUGGUCCCAAUUCCCGAAGCUGUGGUUGGUGGCCCAGAGCUGCCGUCGUGGUCAAAUCAGUUAGCCCAAGGCAAUGCUUUGCAAAGAACACGUCGGUGGUGCGGUUGAGAAUGGCGCCAAGUCACGAUUAAUUGUUAGAUGCACCGAGCUUGUUCUGGCUGUUGCCAGCUCUUGAGGCGAUGCCCGGCGUCCGGAUAUCAAACAGAUAACACGUUGUACGAAUGAUACUGGUGUGGUGGAAGAGAUAGCCGCAUCGGGUCGCAACACGUCAACCUCCGCGUCCCAGAGUUACGGCACCGGGUGCAAACUGCUCAACAGCUUGUCUGGGUGAAUGAGAGGAAAACAGGAGUGGCAGGGCUCAACAAGUUGAGGAAGGCGACAGAGACAGAUGGUGAGGGUGAGGUCAGCCUUGGUCCUCAGAUUCACACAACGAAUAUAUAUAUCUAUAUAUCUCUAUAUGCGGAGCAUGAUGUCAGCAACCCCGCUUAGAAGAAUGGCCUCCCAGCAAGAGUCCGUGCUCCUCCACCUGCUCCUCCUCGAGGCUGAAUGGCCAAGAAGCCAGGAGUUGGGGCCCCCACCCCACUCUUAGCGCGCGGGCACCCGCGACGACCCUCUUGAGAGUUCUCAUGCUUUCUCUUCACCUGGGCACAGUCAGCACCGUCCCCAUUCUAUACCCGGUGAGCGCAUUGGUUCAGAGCUUGUCCAGAUUUUGGCAGCGACGUCAACUCGAAAUUCUUUCCAUCGUCCUUUCUGCCGCCAUAACCCCUCCUGGACAGCCCAAGGUUGCUUCGAUAUAGAGCCCGACCACUGCCACCCGCCCCAUUGAUCGCCUGCUGUGCGCUUCCUUUGUCUCGUGCCGCUGCCAUAGCCUCCAGUUUGAUAGUAGCAGCAGCCAGUCGCUUCAAAACACGGUUUCUUCUUGGCUUGCGACCAGCUGUGUAUUGCGCUUCUCUUUCCCAGCUUGUGUCCAGUUCCAUGGAUGCCUUUUCGGCCCUCUAAAGCAAAACAUGGGAGGAUUAAGCUACCUGUCUUCAAAUCUCUUAGAAACGUCCGAGGCAUUCCCAUUCUUCCAUCCUUGAUAUAGAGUAACCGAUUCGCCAUGGCCGCAUCACGGUACAACUCCAACGACCUGCGGCGGCAGGUCGGCUCGCCGAGAUCGAAAGGACGAGAUACCAAGGACACCCUUUGCCGCAACGUUGUGAUAUACGGGCACUGCCGAUACAUGGACACGACCUGUAAUUUUAACCACGACCAAAACAAGCCAGCUUCUGGCCCUUCCGAUUUUCUUUCCAAGAAAUCUUUCAAUGCCGAUUCACCUUCCUUCACGCCCUCGGGCCAAAACCUGGGGCAAGCCAAGAAGACCACCCUUUCUUCUCAAGCAGCAAAUGCUGCGCCCUUCACCCCUCGCGGUGUCACCGCGAGCACGCAGCAGAAUGCUGAUUUGACCAUGUUCAACCCAGCUGGUGCGCGAGAGUUUACUCCGUCAGGCAACACACAGAACUAUGAACUAGGAAACAGCAAUAUGGGGAAUGGCACAGCCCAAGACAAUGGCGUUUUCAGCGAUCCGUUUGCCAUGAACUCAAUGGCCCCUGCCCUUGCGAACAAUGCACCUUUCAAUCCCUACGCGGGUGAUCCCAGCGCGGUCUCGGGUGCUGGGGCGGGCUUCUAUUCUUCAGGGGGCGCGUAUGCCUCUGUUCCCAUGCAACAACCAAACUAUCAUCUGUAUCAGCCGUACGAUGCCUAUCGAGGAGAGCUGCAACCUUGGCAGCGGUCCACCUAUGACUAUUUCAUCCCAGCUGCCAUGCGAGAGGAGAUACAAAAGAAGAUGUUUGCUACACAGCAUACAAUGCCGGGCCUGCCCAAGCUCGAGAACUACCACUCUCUGUUCUCACUGGACACCAGCCACAGGAAAAACACUGCCUGUUUUGGCUACCACAGUUGGGUGUACAAGGCUCAAAAAGUGACGACUGGGCUGCACUACGUCCUCAGACGUUUGGAAGGGUACCGCUUGUCAAAUGAUCAAUCGGUUAUGAGUGUGAUGAGGGACUGGAAAAAUGUCAGACAUGAGAAUAUUGUGUCGUUUCACGAAACCUUUACUAGCCAAAACUUUGGCGACAGCUCCCUCAUCUUUGUGUACGACUGGCAUCCUCUUGCCAAGACGUUGGCCGAACAACACUUCUCUUCGCCCCUGGGGAACAACCGACAAAGAUAUCCCGCUGUGCCGGAAGGCAUACUCUGGAGCUACGUUUGUCAGAUCGCAAGCGCUCUCUAUUACCUACACAACAAAAAUCUUGCAGCACGGUGUCUGGACCUCAGCAAGAUUCUCGUGACGGAGAAAAGCCGGAUUCGACUGGGGUCAUGUGCCAUCUUGGAUGUGGUGCAAUAUGACCACAACCGUCCGAUUCAGGAGCUGCAGGGGGAGGAUCUGGUCAAAUUUGGCAAAGUCAUUCUGUGUCUGGCCACGGGCAUGCCUCCAAACUUGCUGCAGUCCAGCAAUACGAAGGCAGCCCUCGACUCGCUGGUUAAAUACUCGCGCUCCUUGAGGGACGCUCUGCAGUUCCUUCUAUCACCAGUCGCGCCGAACGGCCAGCCACACACCAUUGCACACUUUCUCACCAUGAUUGCGCCGCAGCUUGCUCAGCAGGCAAACAACACGCUCCGAGAAAACGACGAGCAGCAGUACUGGCUCGCUCGCGAGAUUGAGAACGGCAGGAUCGCACGCAAUGUGAUGAAGCUAUCAGCCAUACUGGAACGUGGCGAUUUGGGCAGCCAGUCCAACUGGUCAGAGGUGGGGGAUCGCUUUCAGUUGAAGCUCUUCCGCGACUAUGUUUUCCACCGUGUGGAUGCCAGUGGCAAGCCCGAUCUUGGUCUGGGCCACAUGUUGAGUUGCAUGAGCAAGCUCGACGCUGGCGUGGAUGAGCAAAUCAUGUUGACGAGCCGCGACAACGAAACGGUUUUUGUCAUUACAUACCGAGAACUCAGGGGCAUGUUUGAGCGCGCGUUUAAUGAGCUCAUCAAGUUCAGCAAGUCGCCUGGGCUUUAAGGGUUUGCUAUAGGGGGUGGGCUGGUUCCUCUCUUUGGUGAGAGGCACGUUGCGAUCUGGAGAUAUUCUGAAGGAGGUGUUCGGGAAGCCUAUUCGAACGACCACCCUGAGGAGAAACAAAGGGGAUGAAGGCAGGCCAAAGCUUUCAGUGGGGGGUAAUAACAAGCUGAGGGGCGGGGAGCGUCAAGAAGAACAACGGAAUGGUGAGGGGCUGGACGACGAAAGGCACUGAGGAUGUCAAACAGUCGGACAAUAACGAGCCUCGAGACAACGAGGAUGAGGAAACAGCACGGCAGGGAAAGGCAUUAUCCAGCCUCCACGCGAAGGCCAGCACGGACCCGAAGACGAUAAAUCGAGGGACAAACUGCCAUCUGACGAGAUCCUCGGGGAGGAAUAUCCAAGGGGGAAAAGGGAAGCGGAAGGAAGUUGACGAGAAGCGUUGGGGGGAUAGUAGAUGGAUAAAUGUAAAUCGCAGACGAGGGAGACUUGUGGACAGGGGUGAUGGAGGUGCGAUGACGUGGACAGUGUGAAUCAGGUGAGCAAAGGCGGCAGAAAGGUGAAAGGAGAUGAGCG